AAUAAUAUAUCUUCAAUAGAAGUGAGAAUGAAGAGGCCUGAAAGUGCCCUCUUCGGAACAAAUGUCUAUGAGUCUGCGUUGUAUUCUAACCUUCAAAGCACGGUGGGUGUUUUGCGGACCAUCGCGCGCUGGACCAUCAUGAUGAUUCCAGCACAGAUAUUCCGCUUGAUUCACAUAAACGGCCUGCUCUGGCAGGCUACAAAUAAGUCUCUAUUGGCUAAGCUGCGUAAAAAGACCGGCUAUACUUUUGCAAACUGCAAGAAAGCUCUGGAGCUACAUGAAAAUGAUAUAACGAAGGCUGAGGCAUGGCUGAAAGAACAGGCACAACAGUAUGGUUGGACUCAAGCAGCCAAGCUGAAGGGUCGUAAUACCGGUCAAGGUCUGAUCACGAUGACAGUAGACGGGCGUCAUGCUGUGUUGGCCGAAAUCAAUUGCGAGACUGAUUUUGUAGCGCGGAAUAAGAAGUUCCAUUGUCUUGCGGAAACAGUGAUCUCUACUGUGCUGAAUCAUGUGAGAUCUCAGGAGAUUCAAAACGAAAUACAGCGGACUGUUUUCCAUGCAGAUAGUCUCAAAGUACUCACAGCUAUGGAUGGCAAGCUUUUGAGUGAUCAUUCCGCUUUGACCAUUGGCAAUGUAGGUGAGAACAUUAGUUUGAAACGUGCUCUGGUCAUCAGCGUACAAUCGCCAGACGUAAGGCUGUUUGGAUGCACACAUCCAGCUCCAAUGAAUCCAAUACCUGUAUCCUUCGGCAAAUAUGGUGCUCUUGUGGCUAUUAAAUGCAAGGAGAACGAUGAAAUGCUGGGUACACGACUUUGCCAGCAUAUCAUCGGAAUGGAUCCACAAAAGAUUGGAAACCCACGAGUGGACGAACCACACAACAAUAUGGACGAAGAGCAGUGCAUGAUUUAUCAGGAAUUUCUGCUUGAUCCUAGUCUUUCCGUACAACAGUUACUUGCGGAAGCGCAAGCCGAAAUUGUCGACUUUGCACGUUUCGAGAUCGGUGAGGAAGUUGACGAAGAGCCGACGCUGAAAAACGCUCAAACUUGCGGCUAAUGUUGUAACUUCUGUGACUAACCUGUGAUUAUUUCACAUUAUCACUAAUAUUAAUUUUUAUUCUGUACGAAAACAAUAGUUGUCGCUUGCGUUAUGCAUUUGAAGAAACGAAGAUAUGUUUGAAAAAAAACUUCUUAAAUUGUCACUUUUAGGAAUGAACGUUUGAAAGAAAGGGAAUAGUUCAAUCAAUAUCAGUGCUAUGUACAAUAUAUUAUGUUAUUUUAAUAAAAUUGUAACACACCUAG
Pogonomyrmex barbatus (red harvester ant) is the source of this 1298-nucleotide messenger RNA. It is a transcript of the gene mEFTs, whose product is annotated as elongation factor Ts, mitochondrial. Gene Ontology annotation, molecular function: translation elongation factor activity; protein binding. The record is from RefSeq and is a predicted model, not a curated record. Gene Ontology annotation, biological process: mitochondrial translational elongation. Lineage: Eukaryota; Metazoa; Arthropoda; Insecta; Hymenoptera; Formicidae.